Molecule: messenger RNA, 882 nt
Organism: Blumeria graminis f. sp. triticale
Lineage: Eukaryota; Fungi; Ascomycota; Leotiomycetes; Helotiales; Erysiphaceae
Source: the annotation of a GenBank genome assembly
AUGAACUGUCUUCUCGCCAUCCUCUUCUUCACGGGCCAGGACACGCCACAAAGCCAUCGUCUGGCUUUAGUGAGCAACUCUCCUAUUCCCGUCAACGAAAUAUACACUCUACACCACAAUGAGGCCUUCCCAGAUCCUCGGAAAGGUUCCGACGUAUAUAAGACGCAUGUUGAUGUCGAGGAACCCGGCACAUAUGUUACCGUCUAUUGUUCAAGGAGUUGGCAGAGCGAUGAAAUUCGCUUAAGACUCUGGGACGCGCGAGAUAAACUCUCAAACUAUGGGAGAGGAGACCCCAUAACGAGGACUGAAAUAGAAGUUAAUUGCCUGAGUCUCAUUCGUUCAAUGACCAGUAAACCGCAGAUCUCCGCAGUUCAUAGCAAAGAUCUGAUAGAAACCGGAAAAUGUACUCAAAAAGCUUUGGGAAACCUAGCGCUUGAAUGCAAAUUUAAAUCUCAGGGUAUGUAUCUAUCCGACGUAGAUAGAUACAAAAACUUUCGCCCUACGGUUAUCUUUGAUACACCCAUCGAAAUGUCGAGUUUGGCUGGGGACGGUAAGUUUAUACAUGUGGCAAUCAUAGGAAUAUUGAAAUAUGCACUUGCUUGGUGUAACGGUAAUAUUCACCUCUUCCGAAAAUCAUUAAGUCUAGACAUAUGGCUUCCAGAAACAUCCAUUAUUUACGCACCAAAAAAUGGAGAAAGGAUUACCGAUUUUUUGUUGAAAACAAACCCGCAAAUAAAAACGGCAUGGUCGCAAUCGACUCCGAGUCUCGGUUACAUCCGUAGUACUCAAUCUCAAAAGCUUCGUGAAGACAAAGGAUCAUUUCCCAUAUUGGGGACUAAAAUCAGGGGAGGCAAGAUAAAGGUGGAUAAUGUUGAAACCUAG